Messenger RNA from Capsaspora owczarzaki ATCC 30864, 618 nucleotides. RefSeq lists its product as hypothetical. The coding region runs from base 1 to 618 and encodes 205 amino acids. Gene Ontology annotation, biological process: poly(A)+ mRNA export from nucleus. Gene Ontology annotation, cellular component: nucleus. The transcript has 4 exons. NCBI's taxonomy places the organism in Eukaryota, Filasterea, Ministeriida, Capsasporidae. The record is from RefSeq and is a predicted model, not a curated record.
AUGGAACAAGAGUGGGAUGGCAGCCACGUUGUCCAGCAAGCAGUGACUUUUUCCUUCAUGUUGACACGCGAAAGCAUUCUCGAGCUCAAAGUGGCCGAUCUGAAGACCGAGCUCACCAAGCUGGGACUCGACACCAAGGGCCUCAAGGCUGAUCUGCAAGAGCGCCUGCUGGCCACGCUUGAGCCGUCCGCUGGGGCUGGGGCUGGAGCUGCGAGCGCUGGUGGCGAUCCAGCCAUCGCUCCUUCUGCUGCUGCUGCUCCGGCUGCUGCUGCGCCCGUGGCCGUCCCCACUGGUGCUGUGGACAUGUACGCUGCUGCGGCUGCGGCGGCCCAGCAAGCGGCGCUGGCUCAGGCUCCCGCCGUCGUUGCUCCUUCGACGACACAACCCAGCGAUCUCGGCACGAGCCAGCAGCACCAAGCCAACGAUGCCAACGAUGCCGCCUCUGCUGCCGAUGCCCACACUGCGGCUGUGCCAUCGCACAACGCAGGAUUGGAGAACUCUGCUUAUGCGAACGCAUACGCGCCCGAGCACGCCCAAGAAGUUGUCCAGCCAGUCGACGCAUACCAAGCACAGCAGUUCGAUCAGCAGCCUGUUGUCCCUAUGGAGUCAGAGUCGUAA